Ixodes scapularis (black-legged tick) is the source of this 1108-nucleotide messenger RNA. RefSeq names its product brain-specific serine protease 4. The coding region runs from base 144 to 1037 and encodes 297 amino acids. The transcript has 7 exons. Gene Ontology annotation, molecular function: serine-type endopeptidase activity. Gene Ontology annotation, biological process: proteolysis. The record is from RefSeq and is a predicted model, not a curated record. Lineage: Eukaryota; Metazoa; Arthropoda; Arachnida; Ixodida; Ixodidae.
CACUUGCCACCGCUUCCAAAAAUCGGGGUGAAUUGAGACAUUACUUUCUCCGGAAGUGUCUCUUCUCUCUGGGCGAGGACGAGAAGCUGUGUUCUACGGACGUGACUGACAUUGCAAAGGGAAAGUUCUUCGCAUCGUGCGGGAUGCCGAGUGUGUGGUGUCCGUGCGCUUCGUGCCGCGUCUGGAUCAUCGCUGCUGUAUUUGCGUGGACAACUCACCUUUCUGUGUCGGUUUCAACCCUUCCUUCGCUAUCGGAUUGCGGUCGACAGAAGAUCAGGGACGGCAGAAUCGUUGGUGGUGACGACGCCUACGAUGGAGAAUUCCCGUGGAUUGCAUCUGUUCGACUUUAUGGACAACAUUUCUGCGGAGGGACUAUCCUCAACAAACGUUGGAUCGUCACGGCAGCUCAUUGCUUACGGAGUAAACCCCCUCGCUACUUCACGGUGCGGCUGGGAGAGUACAACGUGAGAGAGGCUGAGCCCGACCAUGCCAUCCAAGACAUUCGCCUGGUGCGCUACGUCAUCCACCCGCAAUACUCGGUCCCGAAGCGCUACAAUAACGACAUCGCUCUCUUGGAGCUGUCCAAGGACAUCGAGUUCAACCGCUACGUCAUCCCCAUCUGCCUCCCGAACACCACGAUCAACCUGACAGGGAGAUCGGCCACAAUCGCCGGGUGGGGAAACAUCAAGGACGUCGAGAAAGACUCCCUCGUGGAUGCCUUCCAAGGAGCCCGAAAGGAUGUCCUUCAAAAAGUCACGGUUCCCAUUCUUUCGAACGAGGUCUGCAACUCCUGGUACGCCCAGUCGGGAAAGUUGGUUCUGCUCCAAAAGACACAGAUCUGCGCGGGCUUCAAGGAAGGCAAGAAAGACGCUUGUCAGGGUGAUUCCGGAGGUCCGAUGAUGUUCUACGAUGGUUCAAGAUACGUGCUUAUCGGCGUCAUAUCGGCUGGCUUCGGAUGUGCCAGGCCGUUGCUCCCUGGACUUUAUACAAGGGUAUCUGAGUACACCUCAUGGUUCGAGAAACACAUCAACUCCUGAGCAAGGCACAAGGGAGGAGUUAGUCGCGGACUGAUACGCUGUUAGUGUUUUUGCGCUUGGACUCGGCCAGU